AUGCCUCCCAAGAAAGUUAAAGAAGAGAAGGUGAUGAGCGCCUUCGAGCGUCGUCGACUCGAGAACAUCGCGAACAACCAAACUAUUUUGAAGGAUCUAGCAAACACAUCCAACAAAAUAAUGCCCGCGAAACCCAAGCCACCCCCGAGGUCAGCCAGGGCAGCCCCCGUUAAGAGGGAAGCUGCCCCCGCGACGUCGACAGGACCGAUUCGACGCAGCGCUCGUGUCGCGGGACUGGAUGCGGAUAAUGAAGUCCUGAAGCGCAAGUACGAGGUCGAGUUGGAGGAUCAAGCUGCAAAAGAGAAGGCAAAAAGGCAGAGGAUUGGCGGCGAUCUGAAACUCGGCGACAUCGCUGUCGAGGGGAAGAAGUGGAAUAAUGGUAUUGACGGACUGGGGGCUUUACUCCCUCGCGGCGCCCAACCCGGAGUCCCGACCUUCACGGAUGAGGACAUCGAGAACACUUCAGACAAGGACUUGAAGGAACUCCGCAAAAAAAUGAAUGGCCUAGAGCUGUAUGGGAAGUGGGUUCCCAACGAUAUUAAGAUAUGCCCGCUUCGUAUUUACAGCUCUGCAUUCCAUCCCACCGAGGAAAAGCCUCUGAUCUUCGCUGGCGACAAGGAGGGCGCUCUGGGCAUCUUUGAUGCAUCCCAGGCUGGCCCAGAGAGCAAUGACGACGACGACGACGAUGCGGAGGAUAAAUGGUUCGAGCCAGUCAUUGGCGCAUACAAACUUCACACCCGGACAAUCUCCUCCAUCAUCGUCUCUCCAUUCGAACAGCAAAAGGUUUACACGUCGUCAUAUGAUUCCACGAUACGCGUCCUUGACCUGGAAGGCGACAUGUGCGUGCCUGUCUGGGAGCCCGAAGACAAGGACGACGACGUGCCCCUCUCGGCCAUCGACAUGCCCCUUAAUGACAAAAACCUGAUGUACUUCUCGACACUCAACGGAGCCCUCGGCAAAGUUGACCUUCGUGACAGAAAAGCAGAGAUUUGGCAGCUAUCGGACAACAAGAUUGGAGGGUUCUCGCUGAAUCCACGUGAGCCGCAUCUGGUAGCUACAGCCUCACUGGACCGGACCGUCAAAAUCUGGGAUCUGCGGAAGAUCACUGGGAAGGGAGACAUGCGGUACCCGGAAAUGUGCUACGAACAUGACUCUAGGUUGUCCGUUUCCCACGCCGCAUGGAGCUCUGCAGGGCACGUCGCGACCUCCUCGUAUGACGAUACCAUAAAGAUAUACAAUUACGGCGACCGCGAGCAAUGGGACAAGAAGGGGAUGGAGCCCUCGCAUGUCGUCCGGCAUAACAAUCAGACGGGGCGGUGGGUAACCAUUUUAAAGCCCCAGUGGCAAAAGAGACCUCAGGAUGGUAUUCAAAAGUUCGUCAUCGGGAAUAUGAACCGCUUUGUCGAUGUAUAUGCGGCCAACGGUGAACAGCUGGCUCAGCUUGGUGGCGACGGAAUCUCCGCUGUUCCCGCUGUCGCGCAGUUCCAUCCUACAAUGGACUGGGUCGCCGGUGGUACUGCUAGUGGAAAGCUUUGCUUGUGGAUGUGA
This is a messenger RNA of Colletotrichum truncatum, 1548 nucleotides long. Its product is annotated as WD domain-containing protein. Gene Ontology annotation, cellular component: nucleus. Lineage: Eukaryota; Fungi; Ascomycota; Sordariomycetes; Glomerellales; Glomerellaceae. Gene Ontology annotation, molecular function: protein binding; DNA binding. Gene Ontology annotation, biological process: regulation of DNA damage checkpoint. The record is from RefSeq and is a predicted model, not a curated record.